CAAAUCAAUGCAGAUACACAUGAAAUGAAUGUGAUAUGUUUAGUUUAUUAUUGUUGCAUGCUAUCCGACAGUGAAAAGAUUUUACAUGAUGACGAUCAUGCCAUCCACAGUGUACAGAUACAGGAUGAAGGGUAUAACAUUUAGUGCAAGAUAAUGUGUGCACUGGCAUAAAAAAGGGGCGCAUAACAGAUUCUGUAUGAUGGAUGUGAGAAAGACAGGGACAAAAAGAGAGAGGGAUGGUUGGAUGUUAGAUCUGGUGUCCGUCCAGCCCCUGUCUUUAGAUUAAAACACUUUGACUUCCUCUGAAUAUUAUAUGACUGCCGUGUAUUUCAUAUCUCUGCCUGACAGGCUGGGGGUUAAAAUGCACAUUAUGGUCUGCCUGUUCUGCAUUAUGAGCUCCAUUUCAUGUCCGCACUUCUCAUCUGCCCUCUAAAAAGCUGCAGGGAUGCUCCACUGAAACUCAGCACCGUUCCCCAUCCAGCUCUGAGCUGUGGUACUUUCCGCAUUCUGCUUCUGCUAAGCGCUUCCCUUUUUUUUCUCUCUCUCUCACCCAGUGCAGAAUCAUUUGUCGGCACAAAUGCUGAGAGCUGAUUAAUGAAGGGCGACGGGGUUUGGCAGCUGUAUCUCCCUCGCUCUCUGCAUUUCUCCCUUCCCUCCACGGGCAGAGAGGAUGGCCUCAGCAGAGCCACUGAGUGCCCUCUCUCGGUGGUACCUCUACGCUAUCCAUGGCUAUUUCUGUGAGGUGAUGUUCACCGCAGCGUGGGAUUUUGUGGUGCAUUUCAACUGGAAGUUCCCUGGAGUCACCAGCGUCUGGGCCCUUUUCAUCUACGGCACCUCCAUGCUGAUAGUGGAACGGAUGUACCUCUACCUCAGAGACAGGUGCCGCACUUUCACCCGCUGUCUCAUCUACACCAUCUGGACCUAUAUCUGGGAGUUCUGCACGGGCUACGUGCUGCGCCAGUUCGACGCCUGCCCCUGGGACUACUCCCAGUUUGAGUUUGACUUUAUGGGUCUGAUCACCCUGGAGUAUGCUGUGCCCUGGCUCUGCGCCUCCUUCAUCAUGGAGAAGCUGGUCAUCAGGAACACCCUGCGCCUCCGCUUUGAGCCCCAACUCGAUGCUGCCCUGGGCUCGCCGCGGCCAAGUGACGUCGUGACCAAUGGCCACCUCAAAUCUGACUGAACCCUCGGCCCCGGCGUUUGGAGUUGGCAACAUUGUACUUUGAGCGAUAAGGGGGUAGGUCGUGGGUGGGGAUGGGACUGGCUCCACUCCCACCGGGAGGGAUUCUCCCAGGACAGCCUUCUGGGAAGAUCACACCAGGUAAGUUUCAGUUAAUUCAGAGCCCAGCGGUGAGCCGGCAGUGCUUCCCGUCAACCGCAAAACCCCGAGCUCUCGUGGCUGACGCGGAACAAACCUCGUCCAGGCUACCGAGUGUCUCAACUCAGGGACAGCCCCGGACCAACCUUGUAGGUCAGGUGCUUGGGAUGGGGAGAUGAUGCAUUGUGUGGGGCGGCCGAUUUCCAAUAGCGGGGAUGUCUCAUCUAACAUGGGACUGCUGGCAACCCAACCUCUCUCUCCCUUUCCCUCCACUUCUUACCCUUCCUCUCCCCCCCCUUCCAGCAUCAUCCUACACCUGCAUUCUCCUCCCUCAGUCCCCAUCUUUCCGUGCCCCCUCCCUCCCUUGAUCACCUUCACUGAACUUCUGGGAGAAAUUGUUGUACAAUCUAACUGUGCAUGUUGUGUCAACAUCAGGCUUUGAGCUCCAGAGAUCCUAAUAUGCCUGGCACCAGAGAGAAGACUGACCCAUGCAUCAGGCAUCCAGGGAUGAGAACAGGAGGGACCAUGUCGGAUCUGGUACAUCUUCCCAUACCAGAUCCAGAUCCUCUCUACAUCCAACUGUAUACACUGAUGGGCAGAUGUCUGUCAUUAUAAAAUGGAUACAGAGUAGCUGUUUGUAGGAGAGACACUCACGCAGGGAUACAGUAUGACAGAGUAAUAGUCGAUACCGUCAAACACAGUAACAAUACUGGUGGGGCAGGUUUGUUACCAUGCUACACUGGAGUACAAUGCUGUUGAGUUUGGGACAGUCGCUGAAUAACUUUGGGAUAACUAGUGGGGCACAUGUUUCUGUAUAACCAUGGGGUACAAUGUUCAUAAGCUUGGGUCUGUCACUGUAUGAAUUGGGGGUGCAGUACAGACAAGGUAGGUAUGUUACUGUAUAAUAUUGGGGUACAAUACUGAUGCAUUUGGAUCCACUCCACAAAAUUUCGGUAUUCGGCUGAUCGAGUCUGCUCCACCAUGGAGCAGACUCGAUCGGCCGAAUACCGAAAUUUUGUUCCUAUGUCUUAUGGCAUGGAUCUGUCUGUAUAUAACACCAGGGAUAGUGCAGGUGGGGAUGUCUCUGUCACUAUAUAACAGUGGAGUACAGUAUGGGUCGGGACGAGUCUGUCACUGUAAAACACUGAGGUACAAUACAGGGGAGACAGGACCAUGACGUUAUAACACUGGGGUACAGCACUAGUGGGAAUGGGUCUGUUGCUGUAUAACACUGGGGGACAGUAGUCUUUGGGACUGCUCUGUAACUGGAAAAUGUAGGUAAUGCAGUCUUGGGGGGGGACGGGACUAUCACUGUAUUUCAUUGGGGUACAGUACUGGUAUUGAUGUGUCUGCCACUGUAUAACUCGGAGCAGAGCUCUGGAAAAGAGCAUGAGAGACAUGGAAAGUGGACCAAUGUAGGCACAGUAACUGGGGCUAUUGAAAGGCUAGUGUGUGGGACCAUGAACGGGUGAGGAAAGAGGAGACAUUGAAGUGGAAAUGACAGGUCUGGGAGUGGUACAGUGAAGGAAGUGGGGGGGAAAUGAGGAGUCGGUGCGAGGGGCAGUGAGAUGUCAGUGAGAGGAUGUGGAAUGGUCAGUGAGUGUGGGAGCUAUGACAUGGGGUGAGUAGGGCAGUGAGAGGGGGUGAGUGGGGUAGUGAGGUGAGAGUGCGUGGGGCGGAGAGUGGGGCAGUGAGGUUGGGGCGAGUAUGUCAGUGAGGGAAACUAAGGGGAUGCCAAGUAUGGAAGAGCAGGAAUUAUGCCUUUGUGUCUUUGGAUAUACGUGGUUAAAGAUAAAAUAGGGUUGUUGUGAGUGGAGGGGUGUUUGGUGUUUUUAAUUCUGCCCAACCUGCAUAAAAUUGUGCACCACUGGAAUGUCCAAAGAUUGCAGAAUAAGCAGGAUUUACCUGGACAAACAAGAUGCAAUCCCAUUGAAAUGUGAAGGUUUUUUUACUGGGAUUGACUGAUCUUUCACUUGGCUAGGGUGUCUCGAACCAAGGGUCACAGGUUCCAAAAAAAGUAAUCAGUGAUUCACAGUAAAAGUAAUAUGAAAUUUCAUCCAAUUCAGGAAUAAGCCCUUCAGCACUUUGUGUCUGUUGAAGGCUGAUCUUCUACCUCACAACCAUUUUUUUUGUUGUGAAUCCCAUGUGAAGGUGUGUGGGGACUCAGUUGCUGAGUAUAUUCAAAGCAGGCUGAUAGACCUUUGGAUAUUAAGGAAAUCAAGUGAUAUGGGAUUCAUCGUGAAAAGUGGCUCUGAGGUGGACGAUUAGCCUUGAGCAGAGGCACAAGGUGCUGGAUGGCCUAUUGCUAGUAUGAAGAAAGGUCCGGACCCAAAACAUUGUCAGUCCAUUUCCCUCCACAGAUGCUGCCUGACCAACUGAGUUCCUCCAGUACUUUGUACUUUACACUUACUCCUUGUUCUUAAUGGAACUGUUGAGGCUAGUGUUGCUGCGGGAGGGUGUAGUUACCAAUCUGGGAGGGAUAAUGUGGUGGGUGAAUGCGAGGAGCAAGGGAAGUAGGACAUGCAGAGGUAGGUUUGCCAAACAUUCAAUUUGGAUGAGACCUCCCGUGUUUACACUGGAAAUUGGCUGCUCAGCACAAUGACGUUAGAUGUUGCCCAUUUUCCUCUAUAUACAACAUCAUGGGGACUGAGUGGCGGGCUGAUCUGGAGCUGAAUUGAUUCUGGGACACUUUGCUGUUGUGAGUUUCCCAACAGACGUAAGGGCACAGAUAUUGUGGAUCAGUGACAAACACUGCCUUCUCACUGUUGACUGAAUUAACUGGAACCCAUCAACAUGAUCCUCCCAACAGGCAAUUCUGGGAAUGCCGGGAUCCCCGCUGGAAAAGCCAAGGGAGCCCGGGCUGAUGUCAACAAGCUUUAUUAUGGCAGCGAUGCUUGCCCAGUGCAAUAAGUACCACCUAUGACCUACCCCUUUCGUUUAAAGCACUUUAUAGUCAACUGGAAUGCAGUGAGAAUGACAAUUUUUGAUUUUAUUUGCAUUCACUGGAGAACCAGCAAUGAUCAAGAACAUAUUUCUUCCCAAGCUUGUGGCUCAAGCUCCAUGGACUAUAUGCCUGAGUCAAGAAAAUUACAAGAAAAACAGCUAUCCUGUAUCGAUCUCAUGCAAAGCAGUCUCCUUCACUAAGGAAUAAAGAAAAUACCUUAUAAUAAGGGACCGUUGGCCACCCCACUCUGCUUUCUCUGUUUAAAAUGGUCGAUCAAUGUUGCAAUGUAUAAUCAGAGCCUAAUACUCACAUUUGAAGAUUCCUGCCGGAUUAGGAUCGGUAUCUGUGAUACCUGGGAUUUAAAACUGCAGCUGGUCAAAUCCAGCCAGGAUAGGAAUGGGUGCCAACCACAUCCAACACCACCAGUCCCAAUCUCCACCACUAUGCCACCUCUCUCUAUGGCCUUUGGUGAAUGGUUUCAAGUGAGACUUAAUAUCUGGCAGAAUUCACAGCGUAAAGGUGGUUCAGAAAAUAAUUUUAAAAUAUCUCAGGACUUGUGGGACUCGAGUGCUUAUUAGGUGAUGUAUAUUUUUGGAAAGAUGAGACUAUGCCAAUUGAAGUCUUUCUAACCUCAAGCACAACUUUAAAGAUGGGGCCUAGAAAUUUCUUCAUACAACUCCAAAAAAAAGUACUGUGAAGGUGAAAACAAGAAUAGAACAAUUCUGUGCUCAUUUCUGGGUGACUUAAUACCUGUCAGGAAAUUUGAUUCCUGACUUCCCGGUGAGGUCUCUGUUCACAUGAACAUCUUCCAGAGUCAAACUUUCCCAAAUGAGGCAAACAGUCAUGCAACAGUCUAAAUUCAUCUCCAAUGUGACUUACAAGCUCUCUGAUCUGAAAAUUGGCAGUUCUUAUAGGUUUUACUAACUGGUUUAUCUUGAAAAUGAGCCACUGAAAGGGCUAAUGUAACAUUGCCCUUGCCUUUGUCCUCAGUAAGAUCUGGGAGCUUCUACAACCUUGAACCUCACCCGUGGGCUGGACUACUCUGUCCACGGAGCUCAGGGUCAUGAUCACCAACAGCUUCCUAGUCUCAGGAACAUUCCAAGCUAAUGCUUCUGCUCUCAGCCACAUCUCACUGCUUGCUGCUCCUGGUUGCAUUAUGAAGUUUAUUUAAAUUCCAUGCUGAUGGGGAGAAUCACAACAAUAUGGAAACUUAUGAAAGACAAGGCCAGUUAUCCCUUUAUGUUUGUGCUGGUUAGAAGGAGACUGGUCCCACCAUCGAGCACUGGGAUCAGACCUUACAAGUCACAGUACUCCAAGAACACAUCAAAGUACUGUUUCAAUGUGAUAAGGGUUUCUGCUUCUAUCAAUCUUCCUGGCAGUGUGUUCCAGAAUCCACCCUCUCUCCGGUUCUCCUACCAAUUACUUGAAAUCUAUGCUAUUUGUUUUUUUUUAAUGAAAGAAAUAGAUCCUGAUUAUUUUAAGAAGACUGCUCGUUAUUUUAUUUAUCUCAAUUCGGUUUCCCCCCCGAGAUUCUUUAGUUCCAAAGCGAACAACUGGAGUUUAUCCAAGCAUAGCUUGCAGCUACAAUUUUCCAGUGUUGGACACAUUCCCGUAAAUCUGCUCUGUGCCCUCUCCAGGCAACCCCACCUUUCCUGUGAUGUGAUCAGAACUACAGUAUAUCUAGUAUACUUCAUCUGUCGGUUCUUUCUGCGCACAGAAACAGGCAGUGCAGGCAUAGGCAUUUUGCCUGCAUUGCAGGCUUUCCUAAACUGCAGGUAGUCAGUGAUUCUACUUGCGUUUGUAUUGAAUCCUUACUUGUGUUGAUGUCCUACCAGCUGUAGCCCUUGACAGGAUAUCUGUGGUCCCUUGCACUAAGAGAGUACCUCUUCUUUUCAUGAGUCUGUUUGGGUCCUUUUGAUUCUCGACAGCACCCUCCAAGAGUCAUAGUCACAAUCAUAGAGAGAUACAGCAUGGAAACAGGCCCUUCAGCCCACCAAAUUUGUGCCGACUGUCCACCACACAUUUACACUAUUCCUACAUUAAUCCUUUUUUUAUUCCGCUCUGCAUUCUGAUCAAUUUCCCCCAGAUUAUACAGUUCACCUAAACACUACAGGCAAUUCACAGUGGCUAAUCAACGUAACAACCUGCAUGUCUUUUGGAUGUGGGAUGAAAGAGACAACAUGCAAACACCACUCUGAAAGGUUAGGAAUGAACCUGGGGUUUCUGGCUCAGUGAGGUAGCAGCUCUCCUAGUUUCACCACUGUCAGUCACAUCACCCAUUCAUUAAGCAGAAACAUUCUUUCAGCAGGAAAAAAUUUUGUUUUUGUUGCCAUGUCUCUUUAAGAGCUGGUUGCCAAGGUCGCAGCAGCAAGACUAAAUGUCGGCGUAUGUGAGAAAUAGUUCAGGAGUUGUACCAAGCUGAACUGACACAAUGUGUUCUGUUACGUUGCAAUUGAAGUUGCAAUCUCAAUGAAACUUUUAGAACCAGUGUCAGAAUAACUCUGUUCUUCUGUCUUAAAAAUGUGGUAAAACAAUUUAGCGGCCGCAGUUUCAGCAUAUUUGAGUGUAGGCCUCGGGGAAUGCUCCACUGUUGGCUUUCGAAUGAUAUUAAAUCAGAGUCUUGUCUGCCUCGGCAUAAAAUAUUCCAUGGUGCUAUUUAAGGCUGAGCGGCAGUGUUCUUCACGGUGCCCUGGUCUGUAUCUUAGCAUCGAACAAACUCACUUCAACAAAAUUAUCUGGUCAUAACCACUUACAGUUUGUCACAUUUUGUUUGUAAAAUGGCUGCCACAUAUCCUAAUCAUAGCAAUGGCCAUGCUUGAAAAAAGAAGAGGGGUUUCAUAUAGCUUAAUAGUUACUAGAAGAGGUACAUUUCUUAGACUCGACUUCCUUAGAAUAGAUCAAUCUUCUUAAAUUGUUUCAAAGAAUUUGAUAGGAACAUAAGGAAGAAUUAUUUCUUCUACUGAGGCAAUAAAUCAUGACUAGCAUUUUAAUUUCUUUGUUCAAGGGAUGUAGACGUCACUGGUUAUGCCAGCAUUUACUGUCCAUCUGUAAUUGACCAUAAACUGAGGAGACAGUUGGGAGUGAACCAUGUUGACUGGUUUAGACAACAGAGUGAGUCUGUUCCCAUUUUCAUGGAUGUGGCCUUGUGGCUUUAAACUUUGGGCAAAAUAUACAAUGGAGAUGUUAGGAUAAACUCAUCUUUAAAUACAGCAAACAGUUAAGAUCUGGAACUCACUGCCUGCAGGGAUGGUGGAAAAAUAAUCAAAGUUCCCACAAGGGAUUGGGGAAAUGGGGCCGAGAGGAUCGUUGUUGGGCGAAGUAACAUCCUUCUCUGUCCUAACAAUUAUAUGAUUCAGGACACCUCUCCGAGCAAAUGAUCAAAUCUCACUCAACAAAGUUGCUGCAUUUUAUUUCUUUGCCUCAUGAAAUCACACGCAACUCUCUACAAACACUCCAUCAGUUCUAUCUCAUCAACCCUCAGCCUUCACGUCACGUUUUCAUGAGGCAAUCUCUGAGCUUGGGUUGAGUCCUUGAGCAUCUUUGGAGUGAAUCCUUUGGAGGACCGCAUCAUUGCCCAUCCUCAUACAGCAUCGGUAAAUUAGUCAUUGUUCUCCCAUCAUAAGGCUGCAAAACUGACAUAUCUAGACCUUUAGCUUGUCAGAGAAAUCCGACAACACAGUGUGUUCACAUUUCAUUGUAAAGGGCCAUAAUUUCUGGUGGUUGUCUCUGUCAGAACAGGAGAUAUUCUUGUGACAUAAUAAGCUAUUUUGCAUUAUGGUGUCUUGAGUAGUUAUUAACUCCAUGGAAGAGGAAUCUUUGCCCAAUGGAAUAAAAUCAGUGCUGGAACUGAGUGGGUCAGUCUGAAGAAGGGUCCCAACUUGAACCAUUCUGUCCAUUUCCCUUCACAGAUGUUGCCUGACCCGUUGAGUGAGUUUUUUUACUGAUGAUUCCAGCAUCUGCAGUCUCUUGUGUAUCCUUUGCCCAAUGGAGAUUUUUCACUUUUUACUCACUGUGCUAUGUCCUCCCCAAAAGCUAAGUGGAUGACUGUGCAGCAGCAGAUAAUGAGGGAUGCUCUAAAGAUGUGUUCAAUGGCAAGCCGACACAGCUGAAGGUAUUUCAUAAGCUAAGCAAAGAGGCUGCUGAGGUUUUCUGGGCUUGCCUUCUGUUCAGAAUUCAAUACAGCUUCUAAACCGAAUUAGAUUUAGCCAAGCUGCCUCUCUAGCUGGAUCGAUUGUGACAAUUAAUCAUUCUCAGGCUGAUUUUUAAUUUGAUCUGUAGAGCGUCUGCAAUGACGUGAGCUCAUGCACUCUGGGGAUGCAGCUGUGAGAUAGAAUUGGGAUGAAGUCAUUACUCUGGGCAGAAGCUGUAUCCCUGACUUUAGAGCGACUUAAUUCCCAAAGAGCAUUCACAGGAACAAAUCAAGAACAAAUUAUUCACGUAGAAAUAGUCCUAUUGAUUCUGUGUCAGUGUUCUUGGUUUACACUUACCAUCCUCCCAGCCCUUAUCAUCAAUCUUUGUCAGCAGACUGUUCGGUUUUGUUUGCCCUUAUUUGCUUAACCGCUCCCACCUUAAAUGCACUGAGGGAAUUCACUUUGUAAUUCAUUUGUGGGAUGCAGGCAAGGCCAGCUUCUGUUGACCAUCUCUAAUAACCAUUGAGUGGUGGGUGAUAACUGGUAUCUUGAAUCCUUGCAAUCUUUGUUGUACCUGCUCCCACUGUGCUGUUGGCUCAGACGUUUCAGGAUUUUAACCCAGCAAUAUGACACAUUUCCAUGUUGGAAUUGCAUGACUGUCUCUCAGAACACAAUGCACCAAAUCAGACAGUUUUUGGCCUCACACGGCCAAACAUCAGGCAGCCAGCUGUUGCCUUAUUUUGGUUAAAAUAUCUGGAUGGUUUGAGGGAACCAGAAUGUGUGCCCUUGCAUCUGACGAGGAAGUGUGUAGAGACAGCACUGUUGGUUGAAAGGGUGUGUUACAGAAAACUCUAAAAGGUUGUAUGGAUUUUACAGCAGCCUGAACUGGAGUCUUAAACAUAGGUUUCAGUAAAUCCCACCCACUUCACAUAAAUUAAAAUGCUGUCAAUCAGACACUGCAGCCUAGUGUGGUCAAAAGUCAAUCGCUGUCCAGCCAUAGGCAUGACUGAGGCCACAUAGUUUUAGCCAUAUCUAUUAAUUUUUGUCUCCUUUCCUUGUGCAGUCUCUCAGGUUGGUGACAAUUUUGCUACCACUGUUUCCAUGGGUCUUAAGAUGACUAAUGAGCCUAGUAUGUUGUUUGCAUUCCUUCCAUCUUGCUCACAACUCGUGGCUCAGUGUUCUCUAGGCCAUCCUGAAUGCUCUUUGCCCAUUUUGAGUAGUCGUGGUCCGUGGAUUCCCACCAGUUGGCGGGACUUUUUCCUUUUCUCACGGAGACCCUGUGAACAUCAUUGAACCUUAGUCUCGGGUCUGCAGUCAUCUCUUAUUGCGAUAGAGAUUUAUAGGGUGUCUGUUUUAGGAGUCUGUUGUCAGAAAUGUGAAUGAUAUGGUCUACUCACUGGAGCCAACUAAGUCUAAUUGGGGCUUCAGUACUGGAGAUGUUGGCCUGGGUGAGGACACCGACAUUGGGUUACUUCCCCAGCCAGUGCAUUUGGAGAUUUUUGUAAAGAUAGCAUUGGUGCUAAAUCUCCGAUGUUUUGAGGUACUCCAACCUGUAUGUAUCACUGCUGCCUGCUAAACCACAAGCCUUGUGCCAGAUUUUAGGUCUUAUUCUUUAAACAUUCUGUUCCUCAAAGAGCCAAAAUCUUCUACUGUUGCACUGAAAGCAUGAGUAUGUUUCAAUGUUAAUGUAUGCCUGCACUGAAAAUCUGCCUUACACCCAAUAUACUGUUUGGCAAUCGUAAUAGACUAGCGUCUAUUUCUGAGAGAAUUUCUGAAUAGAAAAUAUACAAUUGGCCACCUUUGGAUUCUGAUUUAGUCAUAUGUGGCAAGUGGCUCCUGUGCUCCGGGGGUAAAGACUGCAAGUUUGACACAAAAACAAAACUUUGUCCCUUUGUGGGAUCUACAAAGGAAAAUAGAUGUGGAGCAAAUAAAUUAGGCAUUGAAUUGUUUUGAAAUGUUUCUUUAUGCCUGUAACUAUAAAUAACUUGAAAUUGGGGCUGUAGUGUUGCCUUUGUGAAAGCCCCGGCAUCUUUUGGUCGGUCUAGUUUUGGUCUAACAUCAAGAAAUGAUGGACAUUAUUAGCAAGGAGCUGAAGGUGCUGCCUGAUGUCUAAAAGAGCCUGCAGGAUGAUAUCCUAUCCAACUGACCGGGGCCACUGUGAAAGAUGUCUGCAAGCCCAGCGAGGUCGGCAAAUGCAAAAUGUUCAUCGCCAAUCUGGACAAAGUGCUCAACCUGCUGUUAAACCCGCUGAUUGACCUUGACAUCCUGGUGGACUGCGCUUCUCUGGACAUGUGGUGAAUUCUUACUCAAUCACAAAAAGCUCCUUUAAAAAAAUCAAGAAAAGACUUCAGGACUGAAGGGAACAUGGAUGUAUUCGAUGUGUUUUCAAACUACCUGAAAGAUGACGUUCCUUGGGGAAAUUGCCUGAUCAUGGAGAAGAUGAACCUGGACAAAGAUUAGGCUGAAAAGCUGAAGUUCCAGCUGGAGCAACUGCCUGCAGGCAGCGAACCAAAGCAAAGAACUGAAGGAGUUAUCAUAACCAGAUGUUGAGGUGGUCAUCGGGAGUACCUCUCCUAAUUCUGUUUAAGAAGGAACUGCAGAUGCUGGAAAAUUGAAGGUACACAACAAUGCUGGAGAAACUCAGCGGGUGCAGCAGCAUCUAUGGAGCGAAGGAAAUAGGCAACGUUUCGGGCCGAAACGUUGCCUAUUUCCUUCGCUCCAUAGAUGCUGCUGCACCCGCUGAGUUUCUCCAGCAUUUUUGUGUACCCUCUCCUAAUUCUGUUGGUUUGUGUGGUAACAGUAGAUCUGUCCACCGAGGAAGCUGAGCACAAGAAGAAUUGAGGCUUUUGGUUUGAAAUUAAAUGUUCUAUGGAGAAAUUAGAUCUAUCAUUAUUAUUUUAAGAUAUUUAUACUUCUGGGUGCCCAAGAUUGGAGUGUAUUGGUCAAAGAAAAGUAUUCACAAACUUGAAUUGUUUCUUUGGAGCUUAGGAGGCUGAGGGGUGAUGUUAUAAAACUAUUUAAAAUUAUGAGGCAUAGAUAGGGUAGAUGAUCUACAUCCCAGGAUGGAAAUGUAAAAUAUCAGAGAGUAUAGGGUAAAGGUGAGAGGGGGUGAGUUUAAAGAGUUUGUGCAAGGAAAGUUUUUUCUUUGCACAAAGCGUGAAAUGCACUGUCAGAUGGGGUGGUAGAAGCAGAUACGAUAGCAACAUUUAAGAUGAAUUUGGACAGAUACAUGAACAGGCAGGGAAUUGAGAGAUACACACCAUGUGUAGCCGGAUGAGAUUAGUUAGAUUGGGAGCUUGGUUGGCACUAACGUGAUGAACAGUACUGUGCUAUAGACAUCCUGUGCUGUUCUAUGCUCUUUCUACAUUCUAAUCAUAGACACUUAAUACUCUGCUUCCUAACUAAUGCUCCUAACCCACUAUUUGCUCUGAAAGUAAUGCAAUAAAAAAAAAUACUGCUUCUUGGCUGGCAUUGAACGGAUAUCAAAUACUUUGUCACUCUGUCCCCCUUAUUGGUACAGAUUAUUUAAAAUUAUAGUUAUAUUUGGGUCUAGUCACUGGAACAGUCAAAAUUGGAUGAGCUUUAUUUUUUAUUUCUUGAUUUAUCUCGAACAGAGCAAAUAAUGUGUGUAAAACAGCAGAUGUUCGAGCCUUUUGCAUGACUAAAUAAUCUUUCCUUCUGUGCUGCAGGCUCCAUGUUUAGCUUUUGGACUUGCAUUUUAAAUCGCCAGAGAAAAGCUUUGCCUUGAUGAAAAUUGGACAAGUAUUGUGCCUCAAAAUGGUUCUGCUUUCAUCUAUCAAUAUUAUUUGAUCUUAAUAAAGAGUAAAAUAUCUAAUCAA
Molecule: messenger RNA, 12228 nt
Organism: Amblyraja radiata (thorny skate)
Lineage: Eukaryota; Metazoa; Chordata; Chondrichthyes; Rajiformes; Rajidae
Product: transmembrane protein 229B
Exons: 3
Coding region: 671-1180 (169 amino acids)
Source: RefSeq, a predicted model, not a curated record